Schistosoma turkestanicum is the source of this 1298-nucleotide messenger RNA. The record is from the annotation of a GenBank genome assembly. Lineage: Eukaryota; Metazoa; Platyhelminthes; Trematoda; Strigeidida; Schistosomatidae.
UUUGAACCAUUUGUUCUACUCAAUUAGUUCAGCGUGGAAUUUUUGAAAAUGGUUGAAAUCACGCCUUUAGAAUCCAAAAUAAUUAGACAGAUUGAAUAUUACUUUGGAGAUGUAAAUCUUUCACGUGACAAGUUCAUGAAAGAAGCUGUUAAAGAGAAUGAUGGAUGGAUUUCUAUGGACACAAUGAUGAAAUUUAACCGUCUCAAGUCCCUAUCAGAGGAUGCUGAGUUCAUAAAAAAGUCGAUAUCUAAGUCACAAUCUGGGUUAAUUGAAGUUGGCGAAAAAGGUCUUCGAAGAAACCCUGAGAUGAAAGUUCCUGAAACAUUUCAAACAGCUCUUGACAGCUAUAAAGAAAACGGUGUUUAUGUUAAAGGCUUCUCUCCUGACGAACAUUUGGAUGAAAUUAUUGAGUGGCUGGAAAAACACGGUGGCAAAACCCUCGAUGUGCAUAUGCGCAGAUUUCCACGAGACAAAAAGUUUAGGGGAAGCAUAUUUGCUAUUUUUGAGAAGAAAGAAGAUUCCGAAAAAUUUCUGGCUUCACCAGAGGCUGCUACUUUUAAAGAUCAUGUGAUGAUCCGUUCAACUCAAAUUGAUUAUUGGAAACGGAAAGAAGAGGAGAACAAAACUAAGCUUGCUUCACAAGCUAAGAAGAAAGCUGCAAUUGAAGCUAAUCAAGAGGCUCAACUUAAUUCUCGAAUGAUCCGUGGGGCAUUACUUGAAAUUACUGGCCUUCCAGAAGCCAUAAAAAAAAAUAAUGCCGUUGAAGGAGAAGAUGCUAAAACUGAGGAAUCAAAAGAGUCAACAACCAACAAUGGCCAUCAUGAUUCGGAGCCACCAACGGUGAUAAUGUUAAAACAAUGGUUAAACGAAAAGCUUGAUUCAACUACACCUGUCGGAUGGAUUGAUAUUGAACCAGCUGAGGGCAAAGCUGUGAUACGAUUCAAACAACCUGAUACAGCAGAGAAAGCAUGGGCUAAAUUAAAAGAAGCAUUUGGUGAUAGUCCAGUUACUUAUUUAAAUAGUGAAUUAUCAAGUCGCUUGAUUACUGGUGACGAAGAGAAAGAUCGAUGGAAAGUGAUUCUAGCAGCUCAACAACAGAAAGCUCAAAAAAGACGUGGACGUGCUGGUGGUAAACAUAUUAACAAUAAACGACGUCGUACAAAUUAGUACAAGUUGGAAUAGAUUUGUGCACCGUGGGUUGUUUUUACUACUACUACUAACAACAACAAUAACAACUGCAUCAGUUACUGUAUAUUCUAUCAAAAAAAAAAAACAAGAUAUUGUUUUAACUAUUUCAU